AUGGGGCCGCAGUGGCAGGUUUUGGCAUCCGCAGCAAAAGCUGUCAGCAACCUUCGAGCUCUAGUGGGUACUCAGGAACGCGUCUACAGUAAGAAGACCGUACACCUCAGGAUGCACCCAGCCCUAGCUGUUCCGGAGCUGCGUCUCCUCAUCAUCGAUGCGACGAAAAGCCACCACUGGCAACUUCGACUAGCGACGCUCUUAGCAUUGGCACUCACAUGCCGCGGAUUUCUCGAACCUGCCUUGGAUGUCAUAUGGAGUUCCCAGAGCGAUUUGGGCCACCUGGUCCAGUGCUUACCGGAGGACCUCUGGACAGUAGAAGAUGCUACAGAGGGAACCUUAAUCCUCAGAGAGCCCCCAAGACCUACAACACAACAAGAUUGGGAGCGCCUCGACUUCUACGCUCGACGUGUUCGCGAGUUAUGUUACGCUUUCGGUCCACCACCGUCGCGGUUCCGGAAAUUACGUCCCGUUGUUUCAGAGGCGCUAUUUUUCUGGCUGCAUUCGUCAAGGCCUGGUCAUCAACUCCUCCCAAAUUUGUCUAGACUCGAGUGGCCGGGCAACGCACCAUAUCAAUAUCACGGCUCUGUACACUUGCUCUUCGGCCAGCGCCUCUCCACGCUUCAAAUGGGGUGGUGGGGUACUACUGGAGGGGGCAUGUCUGGCACCAUUGCUCCGGCCUUGUCAAACCUCCCACAACGUUCUCCGGAUAUCGAAGAGUUGAGACUCAUGUAUUCGGGACGCGGUGGGCAGGUCGUACAACCUGUGCAGCCAUUCCUAUCCAAUGUCUUCCAGUCAUUGACGAAGCUGAAGUGCUACUCAGUGCGUUCGGAUCUACCCAUAUCAUUCAGCGAUCUCGCAAGCCUCGCGGCUCUCCCGCACCUUAGGGAGCUCGGAGUCGUGACAAUCCUGAGCCCAAUGGUGGUGGCCGUUCCGAGGAGAGCUGGUCAAGGUAUCCUGACGGAUCUCGUCUUCCGCUCGCUGGACGACCUCUUUCUGUCAUCUCCAUCCAUGGACAGCAUUUCUCAAGUCCUAGCAACAUGCCAGUUUCCCCAUCUCACGAAGUUAUGCAUCAUGUCUAGCCGUGCUUCGACCACGAACGCCAUGGACACAGCGCUGCGCCACAUUCACGAACGAUGCUCACAUGCAUCGCUGACCGACAUCGAAGUAUCUGUCGGCGACGAUGCUGAGCCCGAGGAACAAGGUGUGCAGGCCAUCACUGCGGGGAUCUUGCAGCGACUUGGUGAUUUCCACAGCCUUCGGAACCUUUAUUUCUCCACAGAGAUGUGCAUCGUCCUCGACGAUGAUGCCCUCAAAGGCCUAGCUAUGUCCUGGUCUCGCAUGGAGUCAUUGGAACUGAUGAGCGGGGCGUCGUAUCCCUGGAGGACCCCCACAGCGACUACACUGCAGGGUAUAGCCUACCUCGCCCGGUAUUGUCCAUCACUGUCAUCGCUCUCGAUUGAUGUGGAUACGUCGGCCACCGACGUUUCUUUCAACACGACGCCUGGUGGCGGCUACUGCAAUGGGAAUUUGCGUCGCAUCUCGUUUGGUCGGUCGCGCGCACAUGGGAAGCCCGAGAAGAUAGCGGCGUUCUUAUUGGCAAUCUUUCCCAACCUCAAGAUGGUCGAGAACAACGAGGACGAUGCAGAGGACGACGACGAGGACGAUGAGGAGCAUGAGGAGCAGGACAAGUCUUGGGGACCGGUGCGGGACGUCCUCCAGGUCUUACAGAUGACAGUUCAUUGGCAGAGGCGCGCCGGCGGUUCGGCGAAGUCGCAUGCGACACAAUUUGUGUAG
Rhodofomes roseus is the source of this 1797-nucleotide messenger RNA. RefSeq lists its product as uncharacterized. The record is from RefSeq and is a predicted model, not a curated record. Lineage: Eukaryota; Fungi; Basidiomycota; Agaricomycetes; Polyporales; Fomitopsidaceae. Bases 1 to 1797 code for a protein of 598 amino acids. The transcript has 3 exons.